Hippocampus zosterae (dwarf seahorse) is the source of this 4528-nucleotide messenger RNA. It is a transcript of the gene runx1t1, whose product is annotated as RUNX1 partner transcriptional co-repressor 1. Gene Ontology annotation, molecular function: transcription corepressor activity. The coding region runs from base 944 to 3025 and encodes 693 amino acids. Gene Ontology annotation, biological process: negative regulation of DNA-templated transcription; DNA-templated transcription. The record is from RefSeq and is a predicted model, not a curated record. NCBI's taxonomy places the organism in Eukaryota, Metazoa, Chordata, Actinopteri, Syngnathiformes, Syngnathidae. Gene Ontology annotation, cellular component: nucleus. The transcript is spliced from 11 exons.
ACGGCCAUCUUACCCAGCACGCCGUGGAAAUGCAACAUUUAUUUGUGUGUGUGUGUGUGUGUAUCCAACAUUAGCCUCCACCAGGGAGAGCUGUGACAACCCCCCCCCCCCUUCCCCUGAAUUGAGUCUCAUCAUAUGUGUUGUAUGUCUUGAAGCCGCUGUUUUUCCUUUCAACAGCCUGACGUGAUACAAUCAGUAGCGGUCGGGGGUCCGGAUGGCGUUCUUAUCCUAUUUACGCUCUCGCUUUAUUGAUUAUUGGCCACCCCGGGAGGUGGCAAGCCCAAGCGAACAGCUAGCGGCUGGCUGACGCGUGAAUACCAAUGAGUGUGAAGGCAAAAAAAAAAAAAUUUAAACAAAUUGAAGACGUCAUCGAGAAAGUAUUUUCACGACCAAAUUGCGCACCGCUUUAUUCGGCGCCGCGUCCAUUUUGGAGACAAUUUAAGACCUUUAAGUGCGCCCUGUGGUUGUGAAAUUACAGCUUGUUUUUUUUUUUUUUUUUGGCGCUGGGUUAAGAAUAACCAAAUUCAAAGCUGCCGGGUUCAAGAUAACCCACCAAGGCAAACAACACAAUCUGCCUUUAACCUGUAUCGGGUUAUUUUAAAUCCAGCAGUUUGUAUUGAUUUGAAACUCAUCACAGAGUCUUCAUGCCAAAAUUUGGUUGCCGACUAGCAAAUGUGGCAUUUUUCGCUGCCAAGUCCCGUUUUGUUUGUCCUUGCGCACAAAAACACGCGCAUCCUCUCUGUCUUCUUUGUGUCUGCGUUGUUGUUAUGAUGACAUUUGUCGCGGCUUCUCUUACGCCUCCCGCCUCCAUUACUGGCAGCAGAAGAGGCCACCGGGGAGCGCGUCGGGCUCGUUGGCUCGCAGUCGUCUGCGCGCACCUUCUCACGCACACGGGCGGAUAAACAGAGGCUUUUGCUGCCUUAUUUUCUGUGUGUGUGGACAUAUGUUCAUCAAAAUGUCUGGAUGGCACGGCAGAGUGCUGCGCGGUGGGCGUGCCAGUACCCACCACAGAAGAAGAAGAAGGAGGAGGAGGAGGGAGAUGACGGGAAGUGGUCGGGGAUCGAUAUCACGUCCAUUAGUUGGCGCGGGUGCAGCCUCGCCGAUGAGCUCGAGCAGCAGCGGCGGCGGAUUCCGCAUCGCACGCAGACGGGCUUCAGGUGGCCUUGGGAAGCGCUCCACCAUGCCCGACUCACCUGCGGAUGUCAAGACACAGUCCAGGUUGACCCCGCCCGCCAUGCCGCCCCCGCCCAGCACGCAAGGAGCCCCCCGAAACAGCUCCUACACCCCCACCACUCUGACGAAUGGCAGCAGCAGCCACUCGCCCACGGCGCUGAACGGGGCGCCGUCGCCGCCCAACGGCUACGGCAAUGGGCCAGGCUCGUCGUCGUCGUCGUCGCUGGCCAAUCAGCAGCUUCCUCCGGCGUGCGGCGCCCGGCAACUGAGCAAGCUCAAGCGCUUCCUCACCACGCUGCAGCAGUUUGGAAACGACAUCUCGCCCGAGAUCGGCGAGCGCGUGCGCACGCUUGUCCUCGGCUUGGUGAAUUCCACGCUAACCAUCGAGGAGUUCCACUGCAAACUCCACGAAGCCACCAACUUCCCCCUGCGGCCUUUCGUCAUCCCCUUCCUCAAGGCCAACCUGCCGCUCCUGCAGCGGGAGCUCCUGCACUGCGCCCGCCUGGCCAAGCAGAACCCGGCGCAGUACCUGGCCCAGCACGAGCAGCUACUGCUGGACACCAGCACCUCGUCGCCCGUCGACUCGUCCGAGCUUAUGCUCGACGUCAACGACAACGGAAAGCGCCGCACGCCCGACAGGACCAAAGAGAACGGCUUUGACCGCGACGGCGGCCCAUACGGGCCCGACGUCCAUCCGAGCAAGCGGCCGUGCACCGUCAGCCCCGGCCAGCGCUUCAGCCCAUCCAACGGCAUCGCGUACCCACCCAACGGCCCGGGCCACUCGGCCGGCCCGCCGCCGCCGCCGCCGCCGCCGCACUACCGGCUGGAUGACGUGGCCGCCAUCGCCCACCACCACUACCGCGACGGCUACCGACACCCGCCCGCCAAUCACAGGGAGAUUCGCGACAGGGCCCGAUCCAUCGGCAUUCACGCGGGAGGGCGCCAGGAGGAAGUGAUCGACCACCGGCUGACGGACAGGGAGUGGGCUGAGGAGUGGAAGCACCUUGACCAUGUAAGAAAACUGCUGAACUGCAUCAUGGACAUGGUGGAAAAGACGCGACGCUCGCUCACGGUGCUGCGGCGCUGCCAGGAAGCCGACCGUGAGGAGCUCAACUACUGGAUCCGACGCUACAGCGACGCCGAGGAGCUGAAGAAGAGCGCCGCCGCCGCCGCCGCCGCCGCCGCCGCCUCGAGUGCUCAGUCUCGGCAGCAGAGCCCGGCAGCGCAGGACAACGCCGCAGCGGACAUUCACAGGGAGCUUCAGCAUCGGCCCGUUUCCGGCUAUGUCCCAGAAGAAAUCUGGAAGAAAGCCGAGGAGGCGGUGAACGAGGUGAAGCGUCAGGCCGUGUCGGAACUGCAGAAGGCCGUGUCGGAGGCCGAGCGCAAAGCCCAUGAGAUGAUCAGCAGCGAGCGCGCCAAGAUGGAGCGAACGGUCGCCGAGGUCAAGCGGCAGGCGGCCGAGGACGCCCUCUCCAUCAUCAACCAGCAGGAGGACUCCAGCGAGAGCUGCUGGAACUGCGGGCGCAAAGCCAGCGAGACGUGCAGCGGCUGCAACACGGCUCGCUACUGCGGAUCCUUCUGCCAGCACAAAGACUGGGAGAAGCACCACCACGUCUGCGGACAGACGCUGCAAGCCCAGGCGUCGUCGUCGGUGGCGCCGCCGCCGCCGCCGCAGCAGCCGGGGGGCGUCGCCGAUGCCGGCCCCGCCCCAGAGACCCCCGCCCCGGUCACCUCGUCGGCCUGCACGCCCAGCAGCUGCAUUGGCAGUCCGGCUGCGACCCCGCCCACCGCCCCUCGCUCGUCCACGCCCAGCACCCCGUCGUCGUCCUCCUCCUCCCCGGAUGGCCACUAGGGGGACCCCCUGUAAAGUAUGCUCAGUUUAUUUGGCUAACGGAGCAAUUGCGCGUGAUGUGGGUCAUAUUGACCCCUCCCCUGUCCCCCAUUGACUUUAAGAGCAAAGAUAUUCUUUGUUGCCAAUGAACGAAUGGAAAUAGACACUCGCUUUUAGCGUUCUUGCUACUCGUCGUCGUCAACGGUCGUUCUUGUUCUCGCAAUUGUUGUCGUGUUUUUUUUUUGUUUUUUUUUUCUUGUAAAUAAGAGCGAGCAGAGAAAGCAGCGUUGUCCUGCCCUCCCCGACCCGGCUAAAAGCUUGAGCUGACUCAACCGUGGAUGCAAGGCACUUUUUUCCGCACUGUCAAAACACUUCAUGAUACAAACCCAAUUCCGAUGACGUUUGUCUUAAACAUAAAAAAAACAAAUAAAAAUACUUUGAGGUCAAUACAUUACAUAGACAAUAUAUUUAGUGUUCCAACUGAUAAAGUUUGAUUUUUGAAAAUAAUCAAUGACUUGGAAUUUAAUAGCUGCAAUACGCUCCAAAAAUGUGAUUGUUUACGAUGACGAUAAGCAACGUUUUAUCACUUUGAGCACGAAACGUCUUUGUCUUUGCGGCGUAUUCAAUUGAAUGGAGCUUGCGCACGAUUUGAAAAUAUAUUUUUUUUCCUUUUCCCGUUGAACACAAAAGUACCAGCGUCAUUGGAAUGUCAUCACAUGGCUUUGUCACAAAUACAAAAACGCAAGUUACAUACGACAGACAAAAAUCAGUGUGCCCAAAAAAAACGGCAGUGCUGUUUUUUUUUUUGUUUUUUUUUUGUGUGCUAAGUUGUUGCUGAAAUCAGCAAGUACUUUUGGGAGCCUCGACGGCAAAACGUCAAAACGCCUCCUCUUGUUUCGCAUUCUAAUUUAUUCUCCUCAUAGGAAAAACUGCUGUUGUGUUGUUGCUGGAAUUGAUUAAAAUUGCAGGUACUUUGAAUGAUACCCCAAAAAAAUUCUCCCAAAAGGGAAACUGCGGUGUGGUCUUGUGCCAUGUUGUCGCCGAAACUGAUCUGGACAUCCGGACAUGAAUACAACAAAAGUGACGACCAUCCUACUAGAAUUGUAACGUCAUUUUGAAAAAGGAAAAAAAAAAUACAUCCACUCAUUUGCCUUGCCGCUAAUGAUGACAAAACCGGCUUUAGUUUUGGACACAAAUUCAACAGAAUCGAGUUGCCCCCAUCCAGCGUAAAAGGCUGCACUGUGGCUCAGAUUUCAAAUUUGGAGUCGAUGGUCACCUCAGACGGGGCUGCAGUUGUUUUAUUUUCCAUUUCUGAUUGGAUUACUUAUUUCCUCCCUACAUUUUGGACCCCCACAGCCCCAACCACCAAUGGACAGACGGACGGAAUAUUCGUAAAUGUGUGUGAGUGUGUGUCCUCAACCUCCUUCCUUACUCAAAACACCUUUGCAAGGAUCUUUCUAGGUCCCAAGACGGAGCGGAUGUCGGCCAAUUUCAGAAACACAAACGACUUCCAUGUUGGCAAAC